Molecule: messenger RNA, 2045 nt
Organism: Plectropomus leopardus (leopard coralgrouper)
Lineage: Eukaryota; Metazoa; Chordata; Actinopteri; Perciformes; Serranidae
Source: RefSeq, a predicted model, not a curated record
AGCUAGCACUUUGGGAUACAGCAGGUCAGGAGGACUACGACAGACUGAGGCCUCUCUCCUAUCCCGAUACUGAUGUUAUUCUCAUGUGCUUCUCUGUGGACAGCCCCGACAGUUUAGAGAAUAUUCCAGAAAAGUGGACACCUGAAGUGAAACACUUCUGUCCAAAUGUCCCCAUCAUCUUGGUGGGCAACAAAAAAGAUCUACGCAAUGAUGAGCACACCAGACGAGAGCUUGCCAAAAUGAAACAGGAGCCAGUUAAACUUGAGGAUGGCAAAGAGAUGUCAAACCACAUCAGUGCCUAUGGCUACCAAGAGUGCUCUGCCAAAACCAAAGAUGGCGUGAGGGAAGUCUUUGAGAUGGCAACUAGGGCAGCAUUGCAGGCCAAGAAACGUGGCAAGAAGUCCACCUGCCUUCUGUUAUAGGCUCCAGGACACGAAGGAGCUGCCGUUAAGCACAGACGCAGAGGGCAGCUUCCAUUGAGAUUUGACAUGGGGGAGAAAAUUGCACAGGGCCCAGAUAAGUUUUGCGGAUGCUCAAUUUCAUAUCACCCAGUUAUCCUCAGCAACCUAAAGCAGAUCUUAAAUGAUUUGAUAAGCUUCUACUCUUUGGUCCUUGGUCUGUUCAUUAGGUUAAAUUUCAUUUUGCUUGCAUCUAUCAAACCUUUUCAGAUCUAGAAGUCUGCAGGGCAGAUGGUGGGAGGUGAUUUGAACUUGAGUAGAUGUAAACAGGGUUGAAAUGUGCCAUGAUGGGAAUAAAGAGAGAAAAGGUCCUCACCAGGCCAAAGACAAUGGGGUCAUGUGAGAGAAAGGCAGAAAAAAAGACAGAAAUAUAAAACAAAUAAAUAAAAAAAAGGUUUGAAUUAGGACCAUGUCCAAGUGGAUUUUACACAGUAACGCCUACAUGUAGUGCCUUGAGAGCAGCGGUGAAGAAGAGAAAGUUGUGGGGUAGGGAUUCAUAACUUAGAUGGGGUAUUAUUUUGUCAUUUGUAGUGUCCACACAUCACAUUUGUGAAUGCUUUCUCCCUGUCAUUGGCUUUGCUCCUUCAGGCCCAUUUUCUGACUCAGGCGCUAUGCAGGGGUAUGCCUAAACUAGAUUGUAUGAGAUAUUUUUCCCAUACUGAAUUACUUACCUGUACUUUAGAGAGAGAGAGAGAGAGAGAGAGAGAGAGAGUGUGUGUUUGUGUGUGUGUGUGUGUGUGUGUGUGUGUGUGAGUGCGCACGCAACUGUAUGGUGGUUUGUUUUCUCCAGUGCAGGUCUGCAUGCAGUGAAUGUGUGUAUAUUUGUGAGGGUGUGUAUUAACAUAUGUGUCUAUGUACUGUAUGCAUGGGAAGGCCUUCUGCGUCACUGACUUAACCCCUUGUUUCCAUGCCAAAGUUACCCCUGAUGGCCACAUUUUCUGGCUCAGAUGGGUAAUGGAAUUAACAGCUACUCAGAGUGACAUAGAAACUUUCACUUUACUGGAAGACAUUGUACUAUACAUAGAGGCACAAUCAGGUUAAACAUAUUCUGAGUUUUAGGACCUUUUUUUGUGUGUGUACCAGAGAUUCAUUUGAUUGUGUUAAUUAGUGGGUCAAAUCAUGAGUGGUAUAGUUGAUAAGUUGAAUAUUCUUUCAGAUAGACGAUAGGCUUAUCUUAUUACUAUAAUGUCCAUUAUGUACUGUAUGUCUUACAAGGCUUUGUAAGGACAUGUUAUUAUGUAUUUCAACUUUGCCUUUUACUCAGCUCUUCCCAUCCCUCCUUUAAUGUCAUUAUUGUAUAAUAACUUUUUAUCGUUGAUGUCUCUAAUUUUUUAGUAUAUUUUAAUCAUUUUACUUAAUCCUGCUGUUAUGAUCAGCUUAUGUCAGUUAUAUGAGAAAUUGUAACCAUAGUUUUUUUUUUUUGUUUUUUUUUAGUUAACUGAAGGUAAAGCUUGGGGUGCACAGCUGGAUGUUUUUGGGGUUUGGGCUUUUUUUUCUUUCUUUUUUAUUUGUACUGUGACAUAUUAGGUUUCUGGAUUUUCUUUUGCUUUAAAUAAAGCUGAUAUUAGGGUUUUCUGUUGUAAGGUA